UUGGUAUUGUAUGUAUUUGCGUGGCCCAGUUGGUAAGCGGGCGGUCUCUGAAUUCUUGAGACAUGGGUUUCGAAUCUCGGCCGGGGAUCAGGAAAUCUCUAUAAUUACAGAUUUCAAUAAAAAAUUCUUUCACAACAAUGGGUGCAGUUUCUACAGUAAAAUAGUGUAUUUCACUAUUUUCGUGGUUUGGCGCUUUUUAACCGCAAAAUCGUGGUUCCAUUUACUGUAGAGCAGUACAUGUUACGUAACGCGUUACGUCGUUAUACUGCAGCGUACAGUCCAUGGAACCCAAGAUUUAGGUUGUUGCCUUUUAACCCACGAAAUGGUUGGAUUUACCCACGAUAAUUUUUUCUGUGUAGAAACCCAGUAGGCUUUCCGAAAUCCGCUCUCAGCUGUCUUCCAGAUAGAAAACACUUCAGGGUCUCGGUCUCAGUCAGUUUCAUUUUACUCGUAAGAUAAGGAUCAACUUAUUUCGGAACGUUUUUCUCCCCUCAGAAUAGAAGAAAAAAAAUCAGAAAAAAACACAAAAUCUUUAGUGAAAUUUGAUCAAAAUAAAUUAUAAAUUUAUUAUUUAAAUUAUCCUAUAAAUUGCAAUGGCUGAUAACACGGAAUACACGGAUGAGGGCGGCGAGUAUGAAGAUGAGGAGAGAAACUUUAUGGAUGAGCACCAGAUGCUGGAGGAGGGACCCGAGGUGGAUCUGUUCUCCCGGCUGGGCGAAUCCUCUGAUGAUCCCGAGCAGAAACGCAUGUACUCCGAGUACCUAGCGCUGAUCAAGGAAAUAGAUUGCCAAAACAAGAUAAUCCAGGACAUCAAAAGCAACAUCAUGGACAUGUGCGCCAAGCCCUGCAAGACCCGAAAUGAGCUGCGCGAGAUCAAGCGCUUGAGGAUCUGCAUGGAGCAGGAGAACAUCAAGCUGCAUGUGAUGAUGAACCGGGCCAUUGAGCUGCAAAACUUUGGCUCGCAUCGCCAUUACAGGGAGCUGCCCAUGACCACCACCGUGGAUGAGGACAAUCUCUCGCCGUAUAUGUGCGGCAUUGGGGUCCCUGCCCCGGACAGUGGCAGUGGAGAUCCCUGCAACGAGGAGCCCUGUUCCAGUGAUUGCGGUGGCGGUCGUGACUCUGCCGGGCAGGAUGACAAGCUCAUCUGUGCUUUGCAGAAGGCCAUGCAGAAGAUGAAGGGCGCCUGUCCGGAGGAUAAGAAAAUGAUUGAUGAAAUUGCAGCGGCCAUUAUGAGCUGCAAGAAGCCACAGCCCGUAUGCAGUCCCAAGCCUUGUCCCAAGCCCUGCCCGGAGAGCAGUACCAGCAGCAGCGAUGCUUUUUCACCCUGCCCGCCGUGUCAGCAAGCGCGUCGCAAAUCCCGGCCUUGUCCACCUCCUUGUCCACCACCCUGUCCACCAACCUGUCCCUCUGGCAAAAGUGAGUCCAUGGAGAAGCUUAAGCGUCGCAUUCAGACCAUGCAGAGCUCGGUGAAGAAGCUGCUACUGGAGGUGGGCAAUCGCGAUGGACAGGCCCAGACAGAUCCCUACAUGGACGAUGAUGAUGAGGAGGAUGAGCAGGAUCCCUGCUCAAGGCCCUGUCCCAGGUCACCUUGCCCGGAGGAUCCCGAUCCUUUGGUCAUAUGUGGCGGCAAGCGCAACACCAAGGCUGACAAGUACGAUAAGAUGAAGGAGAACUAUACCAGGUUGCUGACAGAGUUCCAGCGCAAGGAUUGCCAGAUCAAGGAGCUGCAGAAGAGGAUGAAGGGCAUGUGUGGUCCUUGCCCUGCCAAGGGAGGCGAUGGCGAUGCCGAGGCUGCUGAACUCAACCUACUCCGAGCCCGUGUCAAUGAACUUAAAGAGGAACAACUAGAAUUCAAGUGCAUCAUGAAGGAGCAAUCCCAGCAGCUGGAGGAUUACCGCAACAAGUAUCUUUUGGCCCAGCAAAAGGUCGAAGAGCAGUGCGUCUCCCUGGAGAAACUAAAUAUGAACAACAAGCGUAUUGAACAGCAAAUCAACACCGAGGUUAAGGAGAUUCGUGCCAAGUUCCAGGAGAAGCUCAAUGAGCUCCUCCACUUCCCCAAGCUUCUGGAAAACGAACAGCUCAAACUGGCUCAGGUUUGCAAGGACAAGGACGAAAUGCAAACCAAACUGGUGGUGGUGUGCAAGGAACUCAAGGCCUGCAAGACCCAGCUGGAGCAGCCCACCACCGUUGAUGUGAGGCCCCAGUUGGCCCAGUGUCAAAUGGAGCUUACCCAGGCCAAAAAUGAGCUGGAGGAGCUACUCCGCCAACGUGAUCUCUUCUGCGAGCAGCUCAAGUCUACCCAAGAUGAUUUGGACACCAUGCGCACAGAGUCUGCCAAGAUUAUAGCUGGCACCAAGGAACGAGCCGAGCUCAUCAAGUCCCAGCAGCAACAACAAAUCGAUCGCUUGGAGAAGGAGCUGGCCCAAUGCCGAGCCACUGCAUCGCUGUCGGUUAAUGAUCGCGAGGCUGUGAUAAGGGAGAUGCAGGGACAAUUGAACACCUUGUCUUAUAGCUUCGAUGCGGCCCAGAAGCAGAUCAAGACCCUGCGCAAUCACAUCGCCUAUGUGUCCAACGAGAACUGUUUCCCCGUCAAGUGCUAGGUGGGGAUGACUGCCUGUGGAGGGUUGUGUAUGGGAUUCUUGCGUUUUUUAAAGCCUUACCUUGACAUUCCCCUGAAAGCUUAUAAUUUGAUCAUGCUAAAUUUGUUUGUCUAAAUCGAAAUCUCACUUAGAGUUAAUAAAUAUAUAUGAAUGGGAAUCGAA
Messenger RNA from Drosophila kikkawai, 2762 nucleotides. RefSeq names its product kinesin-1 heavy chain. The record is from RefSeq and is a predicted model, not a curated record. Gene Ontology annotation, biological process: regulation of cilium assembly. Gene Ontology annotation, cellular component: centrosome. Lineage: Eukaryota; Metazoa; Arthropoda; Insecta; Diptera; Drosophilidae.